UCAGCAGCCCUAGGCUAGUCGGCCACUUUCCUAGGUGGCCACGGGGAGGCAGGGCGCCGGCCAGAUGUGGGGCGGAAGGACGGGGACCUUGCUCCGGGUGUCGGGGUUGUGGCCCACAGGGGUCCUCCGGAGGAGACCGCUAAACUGCAAUGCUGCCUCGCUGGCAGGAAGCAACUCCCUCCGGUGCUGGAACUGCGGCGGCCUAGGGGGCCCCUUGCGGGGGGACCGGUUCUUCUGCCCUCAGUGCCGCGCGCUGCAACCACCUGACCCCACUCAAGACUACUUCAGCCUCAUGGACUGCAACCGCUCGUUCAGAGUGGACACUGCGAAGCUCCAGCAUAGGUACCAGCAACUGCAGCGUCUUGUCCACCCAGAUUUCUUCAGCCAGAAGUCUCAGACUGAAAAGGACUUCUCAGAGAAGCAUUCAACCCUGGUGAAUGAUGCCUAUAAGACCCUUCUGGCCCCCCUGAGCAGGGGACUAUACCUUCUAAAGCUCCGUGGAGUAGAGAUUCCCGAAGGGACAGAUUAUGAAAUGGACAGUCAAUUCCUCAUGGAAAUAAUGGAAAUCAAUGAAAAACUUGCAGAAGCUCAAAGUGAAACUGCCAUGAAAGAGAUUGAAUCUAUUGUCAGAGCUAAACAGAAAGAAUUGACUGACAGUGUGAGCAGAGCUUUUGAAGGAGGACUAGCUGAGCCAGCCGUUGAGACCUGGUAGUAGAGGAUAUUUGCUGGAUGACAUGAGCAGUCACACAUUAUAUGAGUAGCAUCUCUAUGGAAACAAAAAGAAAACCAAGGAUUAAUGGUUGAAACAGACUAUAAGCCCAGUCUCCGAGUCUAGAGGGCAACCACUGGAGAAGACACUGGACGCUUAAGCAUCUUUAAGUGGUGGCAUGAGGAGAGCAGGGGCAGUCUGAUGCACUUCCUGGGUGGCAGUCCGAAUGUGGUGAUGGCAGAGACAUCAGCAUCGCAGUCAUGGUUUUCUCCCAGAGCACAGCGCAGAAGAGGGUGUUGUAGUGGGCUUUCUGAGCGCCCUUUGUGGCAGCAACUCCAAGCUCAAAGGUUACCCACCCGUGAUUUGUUGUGGUGACGAGUUCUGUGAAGUUUCUAUCAAGUCAUCCAGCUUCUGCCUGCAGGACUUUUCCAGAUCCUGGAGGAAAGGGGCUAUGAGACAGCCUGAGUCCCAGCAAGCAUCUGGGCAACCAGGUUCUAGUCUUGGUGACACCAGGUCAGGAGGGAGGGAAAUUGGAAACAUCAGUUUGGAAAACUAGCAUGAUAUUGAAGGAAACUAGAACUGAGGAUUCGGUAAGGACUGACAAAACGUGUAAGAUUGGCGGGAUCGAGUUCAGUUUACAGGUAGAUAAUAAAACCACAAAGACAGUGAACAGAAGUGGACUCUGAUAAUCCACAAGGAUGUGUUAUGCUUUUCCAAUGGAACAUAAAAUUUCUCUCCAUAGUCAACACCACCCCCUUCAACCAAAGAUAAAGUAAGAUUGUUCCUGUUUCCAAAAUAAUUUUAGUUUCAUUAAAUUUGGCCUGAUUAUUUACUUAAGUGUAGCAAGAAUGGUAAUCGACCAUAAAGGCCUUUUUAAGCUUUCUUAAUGGAACUUUUUACAGGCAUCACUAGUUCGAUUGCACUUUGCAAAUACUGCAUUGUUUUACACGUUGAAGUUUUGUGGCAAUCCUGCGUCGUCAGCUGAUGGUUAGCAUUUUUUCCGCAAUAAAAUAUUUUUAAAUUAAA
Vicugna pacos (alpaca) is the source of this 1735-nucleotide messenger RNA. The record is from RefSeq and is a predicted model, not a curated record. NCBI's taxonomy places the organism in Eukaryota, Metazoa, Chordata, Mammalia, Artiodactyla, Camelidae.